Trematosphaeria pertusa is the source of this 1665-nucleotide messenger RNA. RefSeq lists its product as uncharacterized. Bases 1 to 1665 code for a protein of 554 amino acids. The transcript has 3 exons. Lineage: Eukaryota; Fungi; Ascomycota; Dothideomycetes; Pleosporales; Trematosphaeriaceae. The record is from RefSeq and is a predicted model, not a curated record.
AUGCUCAGCUUCCUCUUCUCCUAUCACCAAGUCAUGCCCUCAUUUCUGGACUUCGUCUUUCCUUUCGGCUACCAGGAGUAUCCGCAGGACUUUCAUUUUAGCGGCCUCCAGGAGGAGUCCCGUCUUGAUGAGCGGUGGAAAGGGACCGAAAUACCUCAGUUAGGCCGAUCUGCGCAACAGCUCCGUUUCUGCUACAACUUGCGCUCGGUAGAGCCUUCCAAAAGUCAGUCAAGCCUGCCAUGGUCAAUUCGACAAACCGCAGUCUAUCACUCAUUCGACCUUCAAACUGGUCACUCGCUGUGGAUCAGUGUCAAGGGCAAUAAGCUGAUAAAGAAUCGAAUUACUGAGGCAUCCACGCUGCCUUCGCUGUCCGAAGCGGGGACACGUAGUGGAGCCUUCUCCGCAUCACUGGCAACCCAUCUGCUCCUAUGUGACUGGUCAGGCGAGAAUUGGCGGUGGUAUAUCAACGACUUAUGGGAUCGGUUCCAGGAGCUCACACGGGACGCUCUGGCUACUCCGGUAGACAAACCGCCAAGUCCGAUCGCCUCCCCAGUCCCGUUCCUGAUGAGCCCGCGCAUUCCAACCAACUAUUUCCCCCCUCCUUCUCGUGCCACAACCGGUCAAUUUCCAGGCAGUCCGCGGAGCAAAUUUGAGGCAUUUUCACCCUCUUUCCCAUCGCGCACGACAACCUUGCUAGAGUCUCCGCAGUCUCCGACCCAUGUACAAGACAGCUAUUGCAAUCAUGACAAAUGGGCGAGUGCUAGAAUCGUGGACGCGAAAGGUUUAAAGAGCAGCCUCACUUCACUAUACGGCCAGGUGAAGAAUAUCGGACACAGCGAUUUUUGGCGGCACGAUAACAGAAGCAAGCCCUCUCCUUCAGCCGACGAGAAAGCACAGUUGCCAUCCCCAUCACCGGGCGACAAGCAAACACCCCCGGAACUUCCUCCGACCUUUUCAGAACACGGCGACGAAAAGCAGCAUGAGACUUUCACCUUCAGCGGCCUUCAGGACAUUCAGUAUAUUGAAGAGAAAGCACAGGAAGCUCUUCUCGUUAUUCGGCUCAAUGCGGAAGUGCUUGAACAGUUGAGACAGCACUACCAAUACGUCAUGAACCACGGCGAAUUUCCCUUAGAGCUGAAGGCCGAUUGCGGUGGCGACCUUGCAAGGUUCGAUAAGUGCGUGCUUAACGUAGAAAAAGACCUGCGAAUGCUGCAGUCAAGGACGGAGACGCUGUUGUGCUUGUUAGCGAAUCGCAAACAUCUGCUCAACGGUAUCCUGCAAUAUAGAAGCGUCAAGGCCAACGAAUCAUUCGCGAAGAAAGCACAUGAAUCGGCGACUCGCAUGGAAAUGAUGACGCACGAGAUGCACGGCAUAGCAAAGAAGACCGAACAAGAAACAGUAUCUAUGAGGGUCAUCACCACCGUGACCCUGUUCUUCCUACCGGCUACCUUCAUUGCAACGUUCAUGAGCACAGACAUCCUCAAGUUCGAAGACGGACGGCAAGACUUUCAGAUCAAGGGACUAAGGAUAUACCUUGCGAUUGCUCUUCCCAUGACAGCGGUAACGUUCUUUGCCUGGUACAUCAUCUAUCGCCGAGCGAAAAAAGCAGGCGAUUUCGCCGCUCAGGCGCACCAAGACUCUCCGGCCCAUUCGGAUAUAGUCUGA